AUGCUCUUCUGUAUAUAUAUGGCGCUGUCGUUGGGAGGGUUUGUCUCUGCAGCUUCGCUCAAUCAGCGGCAGGCUGAUGACUUCUCAGCGGAGAAUCCCGACGACUCAGACACUUCUGGCCUGCCAACAGGUGUUGCAGCUAGUGCGCCAGUGCCAAUUGCGAAUACGACCGCAGCUUCGAAUGGAACUGUGAAGGCUUCGUCCCUCUCUUCUGCUGCUGCGGUAGCCACCACCGCGUCCAGUCCUCUCAACAACACGAAUGAUCCGAACAUGUGCCAUAGGACAUACACAACGGACCCAGAAGGUGCCACGGAUAUCGCUAAUCCCUUUUGCAAGCCAGGUGAUGGACAAGACGUAUACCCAAAUAUCCCGUAUCAAGUGACUUGGGACCCCUCCCUCUUCGAAGACGGCGCAAAUAAUACAGUACAAGUCUACAACGUCGACGCCACCGGCCUCAACUCUCCAGCCACCGCAGACAUACUCGCAUCGGGCAACGCCACCAACUUUGAGGGUUCCGUCUUCCUCAACAUGUCUUCCGUUUGGCUCAACGGCCAACCAACCGCCAAUCUCACCCUCUCCCUCAUAGUCGACAAGGGAGACGACGAUCCCAAAGUCUUUGGCGGCCCCAUCUUCACCCUGCUUUCCACCUCCGAUUCCGACUCUACGCACUCCGCGCCGUCGUCCGCCUCUUCGAGCAGCAACAAGCUCGGCGAAAAAGUCGGCCUGCCCGUCGGCCUUGUCUUCCUCAUCGUUGCUGCCAUCGCGGUGGCGCUGUUUGUCUGCUUCCGCAAGCGGAGAGGCCAGGGUUAUGGCACGGGGAAAUCGCUUCGUCAAAGAGUCGGUAGUGGUACCGCCAGGGGACAUAGAAGGGACGCGAGCUUCCACGACGAACCCACCAGGGGAGUGGAGUUGAAGGAUAGGAAUAAAGGGCUUACCGGGGAAUCGCCAGAGGACAAUUGGGACUGGGGAAGCCCCGUCAGCAGUCCGUCGAAUGCCGGUGGUGCGGGCAACGCGUUUCGGGAUGAGAUUCAGAGGCAGAGGAGUGGGCGGUGA
Molecule: messenger RNA, 1053 nt
Organism: Letharia lupina
Lineage: Eukaryota; Fungi; Ascomycota; Lecanoromycetes; Lecanorales; Parmeliaceae
Exons: 3
Coding region: 1-1053 (350 amino acids)
Source: RefSeq, a predicted model, not a curated record